AACAAUGCGGAAACAAAACAUCCGGUGACACCGGCACCAAAAGUUCAAAUAGAAAAUAUGGCAAAUAAAGAUUGUGUCUCGGGUGAUGAUAUCGAUAAAACGUGUAUUUUCUGUUUGGUAGCUCGCGGCAGAGAUAAAGAAACGACAGUUAUUAAGCAGAAUCAAGAGCUAGUAUGUUUCCGAGACAUUUUCCCUGCUGCUCCUUACCACUUCCUGGUCAUUCCCAGAGAGCAUAUUGUCAGCUGUCGCUCACUAAACAAGAAGCACAUCAGCCUUGUUGAAAGGAUGGUUGAACUGGGAAGAGCUGUGCUGCUGGAUCAGGGGAUCACUAACAUGAACGAUGUAAGGCUGGGUUUUCACCAGUUUCCCUUCAUCUCAGUAAGCCACCUGCACCUCCACGUCCUCGCCCCUGCCAGCCAGAUCUCACAGGCCAUGAUGUUCAAGUUCACUCCAGGAAGUGACUCUUUCAUCACCGAGGAAUCUCUAAGGAACCGACUAAGGAAAAAGAAAAAAAUUGAUAGCUGUUUGGGACGCCAGUGAGACUGCAGAUCUCGCAGAAAAGGUCUGUUCAACUCUAAAAACUGUGAAUCUUCAAAAAUACAGACGUCACUACAAACAUCUGACAAAACCAGUUAAAUAUAAACAACAUCUACUGAAUGGACUGUGUGUUUUCUAAAGUAUAAUGGGUUUCUGCAUAUAUCUGAGAGUUUUAAAUAAAAACUGUUCAUUUAAUUUUAGGAAACUAUAAGAAAAAAAAGUUUUGUAUUGUCUCAUGUUUCUCAAACUUUAUUGAAUAUUUAUUUAACUAUGUGUCUCGUUUUUUUUCGUGCUUUUAUUUUGUGAUCAGAACUUGAAGCAAGAUGUGAGGAAGCACCUACAACUGUAGGAUAGCAAAAAACAAACUGUCAAAACUCUGAAUAAUUACACAGAUAUUUGAGGCUUUCAUGAAAAAAAAAUAUUUUGUGAAGGGAAAAAAGACUAAAUAAGUUAUUUAAAUAUUAAAAAGAAUAAUAAAUCUAUACAUUUAGGUGAUAAAUGGGUAAUUAUUAUACCCAAAAAUUCAAAUAUGUUUUAAAAUUUUCACUUUUUUAGAAAUAAUUAAGUGGAUUAUAAAUAUGCAGACAAUUUUAUAUAUUUCGGUCUGUUUUUGUUCUGUUUCUAUAAUUGUCAGUUCUUUCUUUGAGCCACUUGAUGUCAGCAGUGUAUUUGAGGUUUUGCUUGCACCAUCAGCAGACCUCGCUAUAUUUGUUUCACUUUUUGAAAUAAUAACAAUAAAGAAUUGUAUAAAUUAUAUUUUAAA
Messenger RNA from Nothobranchius furzeri (turquoise killifish), 1300 nucleotides. RefSeq names its product adenosine 5'-monophosphoramidase HINT3. Gene Ontology annotation, molecular function: catalytic activity. Lineage: Eukaryota; Metazoa; Chordata; Actinopteri; Cyprinodontiformes; Nothobranchiidae. The record is from RefSeq and is a predicted model, not a curated record.